CACACGCACCAGCCCGCCAUGUCCGACGACAAGAAGCCGCGCAAGCACGCCAAAGACCGCGCCGAGAAGAAGGCCUCCAAGAAGCGCGCCCGCGACGAGGACACCGCCGCCACCUCUACCACCACCGCUCAAGAACUACCCGCGCACGCGUCGCCCACCAAAAAGCCGCGCACCUCCGCCUCGCACCAUGCCAGCGCCGCCGCCCCCGUAACCAGCACUGCCGCUCCCACAAACGCAGCAGACGAAUCGCCCAUCCACCUCCAAACCACGUCCUUCUACCUCCCCCUCGCCUCCAUCGGGCAGUCCUACGCGCUCGAAGCCCUCUGCGCCGAGCACCUGUCGCCGCUGCUGCUGACAUACUACCCGCCGCUGUCCGGCGUGGUGCUCAGCUACAGCAACGCACGGCUGUCGGAGGCGCCUGCCGCAGGGAAAUCGGCGCACGCGCCCGUGCUCGCCCGCUCCAUCGACGAGUACGCCGUCUCGUUCGCGUGGCUGACGGCCGACUUCGUCGUGCUGCGCCCCCGUCCCGGCGCGCUGCUCGAGGGCAUCGUCAACCUCCAGAACGAGUCGCACCUGGGCCUCGUGUGCUGGAACCUGUUCAGCGCGAGCGUGGACCGCCGGCGCUUGCCUGCCGACUGGGUGUGGGUGGAGGGGGGCGAGGGCGAGGCCUCCGACUACCAGGAGGCCACCGACAACGACGAGACUGCGGCCGAUGGCAAGAAAUCCACAAACGCGCACACCCCCGCAGCAGGCCAAGGCUACUACACCUCGGCCAGCGGCGCGCCCAUCGCAGGCAAGAUAUCGUUCCGGGUGCGCGACGUGGAGAUGGCGCCGCGCGCGGGCGAGGACCGCGGCUUCGUGUCGAUCGAGGGCACGCUGUUGGGGGAGGAGCAGGAGCGCGCGCUCGAUGAGCAGGAGCUGGCGCGGUGGGCGCAGCGGGCGCAGGGGCCGAGGAGGGGUGGGAGGGCUAGGGUUGCGUUGAGGGGGGGUCGGUAGUGGGGUGUUGGGUAAGGUGUGUGGAGGGAGGCAUGCUGGGGAUGGGGUGGGCGAGGGGGAGAAACGCCGAAAGAACAACAAAACCAAAAGAACCAGGGCGCAGAACUACACAGGCGCACGCACGGCGCACCGGAAGGAAGGACAUGCAUAGACACAGACAUGGACAUGGAAGGAAAAACGGAUACACUGAAAUAUCCACCCAGCCAGCUUGAUGCAAUUAAUUUCGUACUUUUUUUUAUAUUGUUUCUUGUUGUUUGCUUUGGAUUGGGUUGUG
Molecule: messenger RNA, 1270 nt
Organism: Aplosporella prunicola CBS 121167
Lineage: Eukaryota; Fungi; Ascomycota; Dothideomycetes; Botryosphaeriales; Aplosporellaceae
Exons: 1
Coding region: 19-996 (325 amino acids)
Biological process (GO): DNA-templated transcription initiation
Cellular component (GO): RNA polymerase I complex
Source: RefSeq, a predicted model, not a curated record